CGCUGCAGGACUGCAGGAUGGCAGGAGGACGUCGGGGUCUCGUUGCCCCUCAGAACACAUUCUUGGAGAACAUUGUCCGUCGGUCCAACGAUUCAAAUUUUGUGCUGGGGAAUGCUCAGAUUGUUGAUUGGCCAGUUGUCUACAGCAAUGAUGGUUUCUGCAAGCUAUCUGGUUACCAUCGAGCAGAGGUCAUGCAGAAGAGCAGCACCUGCAGCUUUAUGUAUGGAGAACUGACAGACAAGGAGACUAGUGAGAAAGUUCGACAAACUUUUGAGAACUACGAAAUGAAAUCUUUUGAGAUUCUGAUGUACAAGAAAAAUAAGAUGCCAGUCUGGUUUUUUGUAAAGAUUGCUCCUAUCAGGAAUGAACAGGAUAAAGUUGUCCUAUUUCUCUGUACAUUUAAUGACAUCACAGCCUUCAAGCAACCAAUAGAAGACGAGUCAUCAAAAGGGUGGGGUAAGUUUGCUCGUCUGACUCGUGCAUUAACCAGCAGUCGGGGAGUUCUCCAGCAGCUUGCUCCUGCAGUUCAUAAAGGAGAGAAUGUUCACAAACAUUCACGGCUUGCAGAGGUUCUCCAGCUGGGUUCAGAAAUCUUGCCUCAGUACAAACAAGAAACUCCAAAGACACCACCUCACAUCAUUCUGCACUACUGCCUCUUCAAAACCACUUGGGACUGGGUCAUCCUCAUCCUCACCUUCUACACAGCCAUCAUGGUGCCCUACAACGUCUCCUUCAAGACCAAACAAAACAAUGUCACCUGGCUGGUGGUGGACAGCAUUGUGGAUGUCAUCUUUCUUGUGGACAUUGUUCUCAACUUCCAUACCACUUUUGUAGGUCCAGCAGGAGAAGUAAUCUCUGACCCAAAACUGAUUUGCAUGAAUUACGUCAAGACCUGGUUUGUCAUCGACCUACUGUCCUGCCUGCCUUAUGAUGUCAUCAAUGCCUUUGAGAAUGUUGACGAGGGGAUCAGCAGCCUCUUCAGCUCACUGAAGGUGGUGCGUCUGUUGCGUUUGGGUCGAGUUGCCAGGAAGCUGGACCACUACAUUGAAUAUGGCGCUGCUGUCCUGGUUUUACUAGUAUGUGUGUUUGGCCUAGCAGCCCACUGGCUGGCCUGUAUUUGGUACAGUAUUGGAGACUACGAAGUGAUUGAUGAGGAUACAAAUAACGUGAGACUGGACAGCUGGUUAUACCUGUUGGGCGAAGCAGUGGGUACACCAUACAGAUUCAACAUCUCUGGUUCGAGCCGCUGGGAGGGCGGGCCCAGCAAAGACUCCGUCUACAUCACCUCUCUGUACUUCACCAUGACCAGCCUGACAAGCAUUGGCUUUGGAAACAUUGCACCAAACACAGAUGGAGAGAAGAUCUUUGCUGUGGCCAUGAUGAUGAUUGGAUCAUUGCUGUAUGCCACUAUCUUCGGUAAUGUCACCACCAUCUUUCAGCAGAUGUAUGCCAACACCAAUCAUUAUCAUGAGAUGCUCAACAGCGUGCGAGACUUUCUCAAACUCUACCAAGUCCCUAAAGGACUCCGUGAGCGAGUAAUGGAUUACAUUGUAUCCACUUGGUCCAUGACCAGAGGCAUCAACACUGACGAGAUUGUCUUCCGAAAGAUCAGUGAUGUAAAACGAGAAGAGGAGGAGAAGUUAAAGAGGAAGGAUGAAGCACCUCUUAACCUCCCACCAGACCACCCAGUUAGACGACUCUUCCAGCGGUUCCGGCAGCAAAGGGAAGCUCGUCUUGCAGCUGAGCGAGUCAGUCAAAGUUUAGGUGAUGUGGAGAAAGGUUGA
Molecule: messenger RNA, 1784 nt
Organism: Nematolebias whitei (Rio pearlfish)
Lineage: Eukaryota; Metazoa; Chordata; Actinopteri; Cyprinodontiformes; Rivulidae
Product: potassium voltage-gated channel subfamily H member 1-like
Exons: 10
Coding region: 18-1784 (588 amino acids)
Biological process (GO): potassium ion transmembrane transport; regulation of membrane potential
Cellular component (GO): membrane
Molecular function (GO): delayed rectifier potassium channel activity
Source: RefSeq, a predicted model, not a curated record